AUGGGCGCCGGCGACGACACCAGUCCCGCUGCCAUGGAGGUGACCUCGUCCACCUCAUCGCCGUCGUCGUCCCCCACCCCGGUGCCACCACCACCACCGCCGCCAUCGGUGCUACGGUCCAUGCUGCUAUCGUAUGCGUACAUGGGGAUCUGGAUGAGCCUGAGCUUCGCAGUGAUCGUGUACAACAAGUACAUCCUGGACCCAAAGCUCUACAACUGGCCGUUCCCGAUCUCGCUCACCAUGAUCCACAUGGCAUUCUGCGCGACGCUCGCCUUCUUGCUCGUCCGCGUCCUCCGCGUCGUCGACGUCCCAUCCUCUCCACAGGCCAUGACGCCGCGCCUCUACGCGUCCUCCGUGCUCCCGAUCGGCGCGCUGUACGCGCUGUCGCUCUGGUUCUCCAACUCUGCCUACAUCUACCUCUCUAUCUCCUUCAUUCAGAUGCUCAAGGCGCUGAUGCCCAUCACCGUCUACUCCAUCGCCAUCGCGCUCCGCACCGACGCCUUCCGCCGCGCCACGCUGCUCAACAUGCUCGCCAUCUCCGCGGGCGUCGCCGUCGCCGCCUACGGCGAGGCCCGCUUCGACGUGUUCGGCGUCGCGCUGCAGCUGCUCGCCGUCGCCGUCGAGGCCACCCACCUCGUGCUCAUCUAG
This is a messenger RNA of Miscanthus lutarioriparius, 648 nucleotides long. NCBI's taxonomy places the organism in Eukaryota, Viridiplantae, Streptophyta, Magnoliopsida, Poales, Poaceae. The record is from the annotation of a GenBank genome assembly.